Penicillium brasilianum is the source of this 2562-nucleotide messenger RNA. Lineage: Eukaryota; Fungi; Ascomycota; Eurotiomycetes; Eurotiales; Aspergillaceae. The record is from the annotation of a GenBank genome assembly.
GGGCCCUUCUGUAGGCUCACUAGGAGCUACGCCCACUUGAGGCUUCACGGGUGUAUCUCGUGAUUUUGGGCCCGAGGCUUGCAACACUAUUCUCACCAGCAACUGACUGCGACACCAUUCCUGAUCUGUGACAUCAUUUCUGUCCUGCGACACCAUUUUGGACCUGCGACACCCUUUUGAACCUGCGACACCAUUUUUGAUCCGCGACAUCAUUUUCGCCUUGCGACACCCAUUCCUGAUCUGUGACAUUGUUUCUGUCCUGCGAAGGCGUUCUUGAUCUGCGACACCGUUUUCAUCUCAUAGCGAUCAACUCAUUUUGAUAUCUUAUAAGCAAUGCUGCCCCAGCGCCUAAUGGAGUACACAAAUACUUGAAAGGAAACACAAGAAGGACAGCUCGACUGUUCUACUUUUUAGAUUCAGAAUACCGCAUUUCUAUUUUUCAAAAUGGCAAAAAAGAAAGGAAAUAAGGGUGCGGACGCUCAGAAAAGCGCCCGCGACAUGCAAACACCUGUUUCCGAUCAUGAAGGGUCUAAUGAUUCCGAUACCGACAAAGCCAAAUCGAACAACAUAAAUGAAGCAGAUAGCAGCCAGACCACUUCUUUGAUUACCACAACAACUGAAUCGGGAUCCCAAGAUGCGGAGACGAGCAAAGUCAAGGAGCCAGAACCCGGAACAAAGAAGAACGAAAAGAGUAAAGAAACUGUUCGGAAGGCGAGGUUCGAAAGAAGCCCGACUCGAGAGGGCAAUUUUGCUUCAAAUGCAGGUGACCACGACUCUAACGAUGACGAAGACUCAGAUUUAGAUGAUGCCUCUGAUCAAGGUGUCCCUGAAGAACAUCAGAUAGAUCCACUCAGUGAAUGGGUGAAAGAUAUCAUUCAGAAAGAGACAUCGAUCCAGUCAGCAACGAUGGUUGAAGAGUUUUUUACGUCCGAUCGCCCUCGCUACGAAGAAUGUCAGCAGUUUUUCCAAGAGCUCAACCAGAAGAUUCGAGGUGCUAAUGAGCAAAAUCAUGUGAAUGAUGUUGAUAUCGGCACCAUACCAGAGUUGGGUUAUAAUGGCUUAUGCGAGGCUUGGCAACAGAAAGCAAAUAUUGCCGUGAAAAACAAAUCAAUUCUGGAUUUUUGGAACGCUUUCAACCACACCCACAAUCUUCUGAAGAUUUUCAACGAAAGACACUUCCUCCCUCAAGCCUGGAAUAUCAGCCAGGAUAGGGCACAGGAAUGGGUUGGAGCCCCAAAUCCAACUCCCGUUGACAGCCCCAGCUCGGCUUCCACAACCGCAAAUGGACAGUCUUCUUCGACUUCGCGGAAAAAGAUUGAUGGAGAACUGAGCGACGCGUCCGACGAUGACACUCAAAAGAAUGCGAAGACUGGGCUUGAUGCCUUAGAAGCAAGAACUAUAAAACAACAACGCCAAUUGAGAUCGGCAGAGGUCCUGUUUUGGUGGCCUAAAGGCACUGGCUCUCAAACGUUUGUGCGCUACGGGGGUAAAACCCCAAUUUAUCGCAUUCGAGCUGGCUCGCACGAGAUUUAUGACAAAAAGCAGACCCAACGCGUUCUUACAACACAAACUCGGGGAACUGCUAAAGUCCCAGAAACUAAAGGUGAAAUUCUUGAGGAGCGCUGGGCAUAUACACGAGACGAUGUAGAGGACAUUAUUGGCAUUGGCUGGAAAAUUGAAGAUGAUGACGAAGAAGGCUUUGACCCUAUUGAUCUUCUCCGGCCUGCUAAGGGAGAAAGCUACCCACAUACUCGGGCUCUCGUAACGUGGAAAGAUGGUACCGCUUCGUUGGAAGGUCGAGCGUUUAUUCGUCGUUUUACGACUGGCUCGGCCUUGGAUGGUGACCGAGUCAUAUAUUAAAAGGCUAACGAGCAUGAGGUCGCCUAUCGCAAGAAGCAUGGACUGACUGGCCAUGAUGGCGAUGCCUAUGAUGGCACAGACCGUGAUACGGAGAGCGAUAUCUCGAUCGUCUCCAAAAGAGCUCGCAAUCGAAGAAACCAUUCUGAGCCUAUGUACCCUUCAAGGUCUGCGCGGAAAAAAUCCAAACAUCAGUCACGUUAUGAGACCAGCGAUAGUGAUACCGAAAGUGACCUCUCCUCGCAUGCUUACAAUAGCCAUCGCGGAAGAUACCGAAGUGAGCCAGUUGCUCACCGGAAAUCUGUACGACAAGGAAGGUCCGAUGAAGCUCUCAUCAAGAAACUCGAAAGAGAGAUCCAAUUGCUCAAGGUAGGAAGAUCGACGUCUCCGGAAGGGAAGCACGGCGCGCAACCGAAGGCUCAACGACGAAGGCGUCGCGAGCGCACCACAUGAUAAGGAUGAACAGAUAUGAGGAUAUGAGAGAUUGUUUUGUGACACGGCCCUUCAUCAGACGGAUUCAACAUCCCGUCUUAUUCCUCCAAUACAUGUGUGGAGAAGGGAGGAGGAGAAGGGAGGGGCCCCUUCUGUUUUGCCAAUUUUUCAGUACUUUUUUUCCCUUUUGCAGCGUCCCAAUAAACGUGGGAAUCCGAUUCUCUCUCGUGGUAUCUCCUUGUGGAAAUAAAUUGUUAUUCAGCUAUGAGCAGG